AUGUCUUCUAUACCCGAUCCCGAAAAGGGAGAGUGCUCACCUACAUCUUCCCCUCCAUCCAUCCAUUCCUCCACCGACAGCAUCACCACUGCGCAAUCAGAAGAACAAGACUUUGACAACGAAAAGAAGACGGUCCGCAAUCAAAUUCUCGAGGACAAUCCUGAGCCUCAUCAUGACGCUCUUGUCCCAACCGUCAGCUUAGCAACGGCAGCGCAGCCCACGGGCGACGCAGCUGGACAAGAAGCUGGCCGCUCCCGGUCUAGGGCUUCAACUACGCGAUCAAGGACUCUCAACGUCAUUCCUCGCUCUCAGCGCCGUGGGCUUCUGGGCCGUUUUGCUGUUGUGCCCGAGGUUGACCGUCCUUAUGAUUACAAGAACUCGACCAAAUGGGGCAUCACUUUGACUAUUGCUGUGGCAACUGCUGCUGCUCCUCUCGGUUCCUCCAUCUUUUACCCUGCUCUCCCUGAGAUGACCAAAAGUCUCAACACCACCGAAGACAUUGCCAACCUCUCUGUCGCCCUUUACAUGAUCUCCAUGUCCAUCUUUCCCCUCUGGUGGUCGUCCUUCUCAGAGCAAUUCGGCCGCCGCUCAAUCUACAUCAUCUCCUUUGCCCUCUUUCUCAUCUUUGCUAUUCUCUCCGCCGUUUCCACCAACAUCGCCAUGCUCAUCGUCUUCCGUAUCUUCACUGGCGGUGCUUCCGCCUCUGUCCAAGCGGUUGGUGCCGGCACCAUUGCCGACAUCUGGGAGUCUCAUGAGCGAGGCCGUGCUAUGAGCAUGUUUUAUCUUGGACCGCUGCUUGCACCCCUGAUUGCACCCAUCGUUGGAGGUGCUCUGGCCCAGGCAUGGGGAUGGAAGGCGACCAUGUGGUUUCUUGCAAUUUACGGGGUCGUCAUCUUGGCCAUGUUAAUCUUCUUCCUUCCUGAGACGCUGGCACGAAAGAAGGUUGAGACCAGGAAACUCGCUGCGAGCGCCAAACAGGUAUUUAUUGAUCCCCUCAAGGUGCUCCUCUUUCUCCGAUUCCCUCCGGUAUUCAUCACUGUCUUUACCGCUGCCAUUGCUUUUGGUGCCCUAUUCAUCUCCAACAUUUCUAUCCAGCAAAAGUUCUCGCAGCCUCCUUACAACUAUAGCGAGAUCAUCGUUGGCUUGCUCUACCUCCCUGCGGGCUUGGGCUACUUCAUCGCCUCCCUCUUUGGAGGCAGAUGGAUCGACAAGAUCAUGGCUAGACAGGCCAUUAAAGCAAAUCGAUAUGACGAAAAUGGCAAGCUUAUCUACUUGCCUGAGGAUCGUUUCAGGGAGAACAUGUGGCUGGCUAAUACCAUGUACCCUAUUGGAUUGUUGAUUUACGGCUGGACGCUCAACUAUGGUGUCAUUUUCAUUGUUCCUGCAAUUGGCAGCUUCAUCUUUGGCGCGUCAUCCAUGCUCGUCUUUUCUGCUGCCACCACCAUGCUCACGGAAUUCGUGCGCAAGAAGAGCUCUGCCGGCGUUGCAGUCAACAAUUUUGUUCGCAACAUUCUCAGCUGCGUCGGCGUCAUUGUCGCGGCUCCGUGGAUUGACGCAAUUGGUGUGGGAUGGGUGUUCACCACUGUGGCUUUGUUUUGUAUGAUUGCCGGUUACAUUGGCAUUUGGACGUUGAGGAGGAAUGCGCCUGAGUGGAGGAAACAGAUGGAUGAGGCGUUGAAGAACAUAUAA
Messenger RNA from Trichoderma breve, 1689 nucleotides. Its product is annotated as major facilitator superfamily domain-containing protein. Gene Ontology annotation, molecular function: polyamine transmembrane transporter activity. Gene Ontology annotation, biological process: intracellular polyamine homeostasis; transmembrane transport. The record is from RefSeq and is a predicted model, not a curated record. The coding region runs from base 1 to 1689 and encodes 562 amino acids. NCBI's taxonomy places the organism in Eukaryota, Fungi, Ascomycota, Sordariomycetes, Hypocreales, Hypocreaceae. The transcript is spliced from 4 exons.